CCCCUGCCCCCUGAGCGCGUGGGCAGCGCGAGCCGGUGCGACCCUGAGACGCGGCGGCUCUGGGAGGAGGAAGGUUUCCACCAGAUCGCCCUGAGCAAGGUGGCUGUGCUGCUGCUGGCUGGUGGGCAGGGCACGCGCCUAGGCGUGACCUACCCCAAGGGCAUGUAUCAGGUGGGGCUGCCCAGCGGGAAGAGCCUGUACCAGCUGCAGGCAGAACGGAUUCGGCGGGUGGAGCAGCUGGCCGGCGAGCGCAGCGGGACCCAGUGUGCCAUACCCUGGUACAUCAUGACAAGUGAGUUCACGCUGGAGCCCACCGCCAGGUUCUUCAAGGAGCACGACUUCUUCCACCUGGACCCCAACAACGUGAUCAUGUUUGAGCAGCGCAUGCUGCCUGCUGUGACCUUUGAUGGCAGGGCCAUCCUGGAGAAGAAAGACAAGGUUGCCAUGGCCCCAGAUGGCAACGGAGGGCUGUACCGCGCACUGUCAGACCACCAGAUUCUAGAGGACAUGGAGCGUCGGGGAGUGGAGUUUGUGCACGUGUACUGUGUGGACAACAUUCUCGUGCGGCUGGCUGACCCUGUCUUCGUCGGCUUUUGCGUGCUGCGCGGCGCAGACUGUGGGGCCAAGGUGGUGGAAAAGGCGUCCCCGGAGGAGCCGGUGGGGGUGGUGUGCCAGGUGGACGGAGUCCCUCAGGUGGUGGAGUACAGCGAGAUCAGCCCCGAGACCGCACGGCUUCGCGGGCCCGAUGGGAGCCUCCUCUACCACCUGGGCAACAUCUGCAACCACUUUUUCACUCGAGGCUUCCUCCGGGCUGUCGUCAGUGAGUUUGAGCCCUUGCUGAAGCCACACGUGGCUGUGAAGAAGGUCCCGUACGUGGAUGAGGAGGGAAAUCUGGUAAAGCCGCUAAAACCAAAUGGGAUAAAGCUGGAGAAGUUUGUGUUUGAUGUAUUCCCGUUCGCUAAGAACUUCGUGGCCUUCGAAGUGUCUCGGGAGGAGGAGUUUUCUCCUCUGAAGAAUGCUGCCUCGGCUGCUAGCGACAACCCCACCACGACUCGGUGCGCCCUGCUCCUACAGCAUUACCGCUGGGCCCUGCAGGCAGGGGCCCACUUUCUGGACGCGUGUGGGGCGCGGCUCCCUGAGCUGCCCAGCUCGCCCAGCAGCGGAGAGCCUCCUGCCAUCUGUGAGAUCUCGCCUUUGGUAUCAUACUCUGGAGAGGCUCUGGAGGCGUAUCUGCAAGGCCGGGAGUUCCCAUCCCCGCUGAUCCUGGAUGAGAACCGGGCCAGGGCUCUGCAGCCCUGACUUGCUCUCUGGCCUGCCUACCCCGGGGUCCUGAGGGGUGGCGCCGCUCCCGUCAUCGUUCCCGGGGACACAAGUGACCAAACAGGGCUCUCUGGCCGUGCUCCUGGCUGUGAGGUCUGGGCGAGAGGCAGAGGUGCGGCGUCCUCGGGGACGGCAGCAGGCCUGCCUCUGUCGGAGCGGAGACGUAGGUGAGGACGACGGCACCUCAAGCCCUACGCGCAGAUCCGCCCGGCGGGGAGCACCGGCCACUCCAGCUUUUCUGCAGACCCAAGGACGGACGAGGCGAGAGGAGGGGACGGUGUCCGUCCCCUGCAGGGUGACCUGUCCAAAGGUGCUGCUCCCUCCCUCUCUUGCAGCUGACCAAGUACCUGGCAUGGCGGGGGCGGGGGGGGGGUGUCACGGCCUAGCCCUCCAGCCCCCCAGUGCCCACCAGCUACCCCCACCCACCCCCCACGCACAGCCUGCACACCUAAAACUGAAUUCUCUCAAUCUCCCUUGGAGGCCUUGGCUCCUCGGCCAGGGCUACGGUCGGUUCAGGCUGCUGAACUUUAGGUCUUUUCCCCAACAACCAGUCGGGCCAAUUCCAGUGGCCGCACGUGGUGGCUGAUUGGUCUGAAAUAUAAGCAGGCGGGGAGCACCGCCCCCCAACCGGCUUGCUAGUAGCUUCUGACAGAUCUCGGUGCUCACGGACCUCCCGCGCUCUCUGGAGGGAGACACGGACUCCACGUACGGGGCCACGGUCCCCACGCUGCACCCCUGCGGCCCCACCGAGGCUGGGGGAGACCCGCUGGCCCCGGCCCCUAGCCCUGCUGCUCUCCCCUCCGGAAAGCAGCCCGGGGCACCUCCCCGCCCGCUGACGCGAAGGGCGGCGUGGAAUGCAGCCUGCCGCUCCACCGCUCCACCGGGCCGCCGGCUCCCACGCCCUCACACUGCGGCGACACCCCCACGGAAGCCGGUUUCCCCAGGGCAAGGGCGUCACCUGGGCGGUGGGUUCAGAGGCCGCUGACUCCUCCAGUGGCUCGUAGUGGACUAGCGGAGGGCGGACGGGUGUCCCCGCACCCGGACCUGGGCGUGGCGGCGGGGUCGGGGCCAGGCCCGAAGCCCAGAGGAGGACUCUGCCCCCACCCGCGCUGUGCCAGUCCUUCGCAGACCUCAGAACCGAACCGCGUGCCUUACGACGCUUCUCCCAGCUGCUCCGGCUGGCAAGCAGAGGGCCUGGGACAGAGGAGGGCCAGCCAAGGCGGGGGCCCAGGUCCGGGGUCCUGCCCACAGCUGCUGCUCCUCGCUGCCACAGCCCAACGACCGGGCAGCCUCUUUCCUACACCAGCUGGGGGAGCUACUGAAACGGCCUGUUUUUAAAGACCCCGUUUAUCGUAAAAGAAUUACAGCUGCGCGUAAAGUUCCAAACACGGCCCAGAGAUCCGGGGGCACAAGAGCCUUCGGAAAGGCUUUUCCACAGGAUUGAAGCACGUCCCCAAACCAGGAACACGGGUGGAGCCCUAGGUCACUGCUCACGGGUGCGCGCUGCUGUGCACACUGCACUCAAGAAGCAGGACGGGCCCCUCAGCACAAAACUGUCCCUCCCCAGACAACCGAUAAGGAAGCAACGGACUUCUGAGAGGCUGCCAAACUCUUUGAUUUCCCGCAGAACGUGGCGGAUUCCCAAUAAACGCAAGAUGCCGUGACUGA
Messenger RNA from Herpailurus yagouaroundi (jaguarundi), 2988 nucleotides. It is a transcript of the gene UAP1L1, whose product is annotated as UDP-N-acetylglucosamine pyrophosphorylase 1 like 1. Lineage: Eukaryota; Metazoa; Chordata; Mammalia; Carnivora; Felidae. Gene Ontology annotation, biological process: UDP-N-acetylglucosamine biosynthetic process. The annotation marks the transcript as partial. Gene Ontology annotation, molecular function: UDP-N-acetylglucosamine diphosphorylase activity. The transcript is spliced from 9 exons. The record is from RefSeq and is a predicted model, not a curated record.